Macrosteles quadrilineatus (aster leafhopper) is the source of this 1341-nucleotide messenger RNA. Its product is annotated as leucine-rich repeat-containing protein 43-like. The record is from RefSeq and is a predicted model, not a curated record. Gene Ontology annotation, cellular component: cytoplasm. The transcript has 7 exons. Bases 1 to 1341 code for a protein of 446 amino acids. Lineage: Eukaryota; Metazoa; Arthropoda; Insecta; Hemiptera; Cicadellidae. Gene Ontology annotation, biological process: outer dynein arm assembly.
AUGGAUGACUCUCUACGCGGACUGGUAGACCUGGAGGUUCUAGUGUUGGCUGGCAACUGUCUGUUGUCCUGCACAGGAGUCAGCCUCCCUCGUAGACUGAUGGUUCUGGAGCUCUGUAGCAACAGACUGACUGACAUAACCUCACUGGCAGACAACUCUCCCCCUCUUCUCUAUCUCGGCUUGGCUAGAAACCGACUGACCAGUGGUGUACUGGAACCUCUGAGAAUGUUUGAGUUCCUGUACCACUUGGAUUUGGCACAAAACAAUAUAGAGGACAUGACUCAGUUGGUUACUGCAUGUUCACAGUUGAAGAAUCUUUCCUCUCUCGUGCUCAUUGGGAACCCUUGCUCUAUGUCACCAAACUAUCCAACAUAUAUUAUGAGGAAUAUACCAAAGUUAAUCUUUUUGGAUGGGGAAUUGUUAAAGGAUCAGAAACCAAGUGACGGAAAUGAAAGUGAUUUAGAACAGGAUGGUACAUUACAAAUAUACUUGUUUCGUCUCAUGGGCGUACCACAACCACAUAAUAAAAAAAUCAAUAAUAAGAAAGUGACACAUUCAUUCAGACUUGAAUUUGAGCUACCCAUUUUACAACAAUAUAUAAUAAAUAGAGAGCCAAGUUUUCUCAUUGAUGAAUCACAGUUAGAACAUGAAGAAAUUAUAGAACUAGACCGAAAGAAUUACAAAACAAAAAAUAACAAGCAAGAAAAAGGAAAAUUAUCUGAAAUUGAAGACAAAUCAACAAAAGGAAAGAGUAAGAAAUUAAAGAAUCAUAACAAGGAAGAAAUAAAUAAAACCUCAAAAAAAUCUAAAUCGGAUGCUGGUAAUCAAUUAAGCAGUGUGAAAAGUAAGAAGGGGAAAAAAUCACUCGGAGUAGUGAAAAAUUCAAAAACUCCUGAAACUAAAAUAACAAAUGAGAGUGAGGAAAUUGUGAAGUAUAAAUUACAAUUGACAUUGGACCAGGGUAUUCAAGAAUGCUUCAAAUCCCAAAGGAAAAGCUGGGGUAAAAUUAUAGAAUUUGAAAGUCCAGCUAUAGAGGUGUCUAAUUGUGAUUUGUGGUCAUUGAGGGACGUUUUUAGAAGUGAUCUAACACUGAGAGUGGUACAUUUAAUGACAUCAACUCCUGUAUCAAAGGGAAAAUCUAAACAAAAACGAGGAAAAGACGAUUCUUUAAAAAGAAAUGGUGUUUCUGAAGGGAAUCUCCAGUAUGCUGUCAAAAAGAAGAAAGAAUCAAAAACAAGACAAGGAGAAGACAAGUCAAGAGAUGUUCAGUUAAUUAUCCCCUCUGCUAUGACAUGUCACAUUGGUAUUGGGAUCAAACGGAAUACUUACAAAGAAAGCUAG